This is a messenger RNA of Sphenostylis stenocarpa, 206 nucleotides long. NCBI's taxonomy places the organism in Eukaryota, Viridiplantae, Streptophyta, Magnoliopsida, Fabales, Fabaceae. The record is from the annotation of a GenBank genome assembly.
AUCAAAAGAGAAAUUCAUCUCGAAGGGGUAGUAACAAACAUAAGCAAUUUCGCAAGCUAGGUGGAACUACGGGUUUGUGCUACAAGCUAGUGUUUGUAGCUUUUAUUAAAUUAGAUGCUCGUGAUGUUCAUAGCCAGGUUUCGUAUAGUUUCAAGCUUCUUGAAAAAAUCAGGUACAAAACUGCACUACUUAGUUGUUACAGAAGC